Molecule: messenger RNA, 988 nt
Organism: Symsagittifera roscoffensis
Lineage: Eukaryota; Metazoa; Xenacoelomorpha; Acoela; Convolutidae
Product: serine/threonine-protein phosphatase 2A activator-like
Exons: 4
Coding region: 46-975 (309 amino acids)
Biological process (GO): mitotic spindle organization
Cellular component (GO): protein phosphatase type 2A complex; cytoplasm; nucleus
Molecular function (GO): protein tyrosine phosphatase activator activity; peptidyl-prolyl cis-trans isomerase activity
Source: RefSeq, a predicted model, not a curated record
UGAAUUUCGUGAUAUCUUCCAGAUGUGCUAAAUUGAUGCCAAUAAAUGACUUCAAAAACAGAUCUCUAUACUGUUCCAGAAAGGAGAAUUAAAAGUCCGAUGGAUAUGAGCAGAUGGCUUGCCAGUACAGCUUAUCUUGAAUAUAUCAAUUUUAUCACCUCCUUAAGUGGAGCUACUUACGGAAAAAAUAAUUCAGCUGGAGAAAGUGGAAACCAACUUGUGGAAACUCUAUGUGAUAAUUUAGAGCGCCUAUCAGUCUUAUGCGAUGAAAUAGAACCCAUCCAGCAGCCGCAAAGAUUUGGAAAUGCAGCAUACCGAUCGUGGUUUGAAAAAAUGUCGAGUGAAGCCGAUAAAUUAUGCCAAAACCUUCUUCCAGACGAAUUGAAAAUGGCAUCUGUCGAACUUGUCAGCUACUGGUGUGAUUCAUUUGGAAACAAAUCUAGAAUUGACUACGGAACUGGACAUGAAAUGAACUUCUUGAUUUUUCUCUUGUGUUUGAAUAAACUUCUUUUAAAGUCGGAUGAAGAGCAUGCUGAAGUGAAUAGGAGUUUUGUGACUCGUGUGUUUGCGAAGUACAUGGACGUUGUGAGGAAAGUGCAGCUGAGAUACUGCAUGGAACCAGCAGGUUCUCACGGCGUAUACAGUUUGGACGAUUAUCAGUUUCUGCCAUUUUAUUUCGGCAGUAGUCAAUUGGCUGGGUCUGCAUUGGAACCAAAAGACAUACCAGACAUGGACGCAAUGACAACUAACAAGGACAAUUAUCUUCUCUGUGCGGCUAUUGACCAUAUCAAUAAGGUAAAAACUGGCCCCUUCUCAGAGCAUUCGAAUCAGCUGUGGAAUAUUUCUGCUGUGCCUCAUUGGAAAAAAGUGAAUGAAGGCCUACUGAAGAUGUACAAAGCUGAGGUGUUGUCCAAAUUCCCUAUUGUGCAACAUCUGUUGUUUGGAACUUUGUUCAAAUUUGAACCGUUUACUUAGUUAUUGAAUUGUA